AUGAAAUGCUCCUUGUUGUUGGUGUUUUUUAGUUUCAUGUUGUAUUUUGUUCCUUGCUACCAACAGUUCCCUCGUCUGUGUGCCACUCAGGAAGCAUUGCGCACUAAGGUGUGCUGCCCGCCUUGGGAAGGGGACGGCUCGGCCUGCGGAGCCAGCUCGGGCCGGGGCUUCUGUCAGGAUGUGGAGGUGUCGGACCGGUCCGACGGGCCGCAGUACCCCUUCUCUGGACUGGACGACAGAGAGAAGUGGCCCCUGGUUUUCUACAACCGGACUUGCCAGUGCGCAGGGAACUUCAUGGGCUUCAACUGCGCGGACUGUAAGUUUGGAUACUUUGGUGUGAACUGUGACCAGAGGAGAGAGUCUCUCAGGAGAAACAUAUUUCACCUGUCCCGGGCCGAGAGGAUCAGACUCGUGUCCUACCUGAACUUGGCCAAGCAGACUGUCAGCAGGGACUAUGUCGUAGUCACGGGGACCUACAUGGAGAUGGAGAACGGCUCUGCCCCGAUGUUCGCUGAUGUGUCUGUGUAUGAUGUUUUUGUGUGGAUGCAUUACUACGUGUCCCGGAACGCGCUGCUGGGGGGGCCGGGGAACGUGUGGACCGAUGUGGACUUUGCCCACUGGGCGCCUGCGUUUCUCCCGUGGCACCGCGUGUACCUGCUGCACUGGGAGCAUGAGAUCAGGAAGCUGACCGGAGACAGGAGCUUCACCAUCCCGUACUGGGACUGGAGAGAUGCCCAGGGCUGUGACGUGUGCACGGACGAGCUGAUGGGGGGCCGGAGCACCCAGGAUCCCAGUCUGCUCAGUCCAGGCUCGGUCUUCUCCUCUUGGAGGGUCCUGUGCUCCAGAGCAGAGGACUACAAUAACAGAGGUGUGUUGUGUGAUGCCAGGGAAGAAGGCCCAUUGCGUCGUAACCCUGGAAACCAAGACCGUAAUAUGGUCGAGCGAUUACCAACUUCAGCAGAGGUGGAGUUCACUCUCAGUCUGACCAACUAUGACACCGGAGCCAUGGACCGCAACGCCAACAUGAGCUUCAGGAACACUCUGGAAGGAUUCGGGGAUCCUCAGACCGGCUUGGGAAACAGUUCUCGUAUGGGCAUGCACGCUGCUCUCCAUUUGUUCAUGAACGGAUCCAUGUCGUCGGUGCAGGGCUCAGCAAAUGACCCCAUCUUCCUUCUCCACCACGCUUUUGUUGACAGCAUUUAUGAGCAGUGGCUCAGGAGGCACAGACCAUCUCCAUCCCAGUAUCCAGACUCUAAUGCUCCUAUUGGGCACAACAGUGAAUACCACAUGGUGCCCUUCCUGCCCCUGCACCGAAACAGAGAAUACUUCAUCUCCAGCAAAGACCUUGGAUACGAGUACUCCUACCUGCUAGAUGCCAAUCAGAGGCUGUCAGAAUCCAUGCGGCCUUACCUGGAGGAGUUGCAGGACGUGUGGCCCUGGCUGCUGCUUGCAGGGCUCUGUGGGGGGAUCGUAGCGGUGGCCGUAGCUGCUGCCGUUGUCACUGCAAAGCGGAGAUACCGAGGGUCCUCUUGGCUGCCUGCGAGCAGUUGGAAAAACUUAUUUACUCUCCCAGAAAGGCAGCCACUUAUCUGGAGCAAUGACACUGUGGAAAGCAGCCACCGUAACUACCAAACAACUAUGUGAGGGCGCAGCAAGCCCCGUGUA
Seriola dumerili (greater amberjack) is the source of this 1665-nucleotide messenger RNA. RefSeq names its product tyrosinase-like. Gene Ontology annotation, molecular function: tyrosinase activity. Gene Ontology annotation, biological process: melanin biosynthetic process; pigmentation. NCBI's taxonomy places the organism in Eukaryota, Metazoa, Chordata, Actinopteri, Carangiformes, Carangidae. The coding region runs from base 1 to 1644 and encodes 547 amino acids. The record is from RefSeq and is a predicted model, not a curated record. The transcript is spliced from 6 exons.